UUUACGUUCCCUUUCUCCUUUAUCAACAGCACGCACAUAGCAACUGAGGUACUUCCUUAAUGCUCCUGUAGAUCUAGUCAUGGCAGUUGGGUCAUGAAGGCGCUUGGCUGUUAUAAAAAUGCUCCCCAUCGUCUACGUGAAGGAUAAAGAGUGCCAGGUAUUACAUCUAGAUGCAACAAUAAAAGGAUCUACCUGCCAUGACAAUCAAUACUGCAAUAGUGGCAUUCGUGUUGACGCUUACAGGUGCUGCAGGGUUUUACUGUCCGCCAAGAUGCCACUGCAAAUCAUCUCUUCGUCAGGUGGAAUGCCAUAAUUUGAAUUCGACGCAAGUUCCACAUUGUGAUAAUACGACGUUAAUUUUGGUUCUGAACGACGUUUGGAUAUCUUCUUUGCGAAACGAUUCCUUUGCAGGACUGUCGGAACUGGAAAAUUUGACGCUGAGUAGUAACACACUGUCACAUGUUGAAAAAGGGGCAUUCGAGCCUUUGGAGAAUAUUCUCUCUAUAGAUCUGAAAGGGAAACUGCUGUCUCUAGAUAAUCUGGAGUCGGCUUUUUGCCAUGUAUCUAAAACAAUACAGCGACUCUGCCUGAAUAGAUACAAAGGAACAAAGACUACCGAAUUCCAAACUCCGAGAAGUUCCCUCUUCCUUUGCCUUAAUGGCAGCGAUAUCACAGAAUUGGACCUUAGCUAUAACAGUUUACACACGCUUCCUGUCUCCUUUUUUUCAGGAUUGACAAAAUUGCAAAAUCUGAUUUUACGUGAUAAUCAUAUUGCCUUUAGGAAGGAAACAUUUGUUGGCUUGAAUAAUCUACGGUUGCUAGAUUUACGAAACAAUCACUUGAGUCAAAUCCCAAACUUUGGAAAUGUGACGCAUCCGUUUUGUCCCAAUUUGCUUGAAUUACAUCUUGCCUAUAAUGACAUCAGCUCUCUCAACUCUGCUGAUUUCAUUUCCCUUAAAUACUUAAAAAGGCUGGAUAUUGGUUGGAAUCUAUUAACAAAAUUCCCAAAUAAUAUGUUUGGAUACAUGCCUGAAUUACAAUUCGCCUUUUUACAGCAUCAACGAAACUUGAAAGAAAUUCAGGAUCUGGCAUUUGCAAGUGCUUCUCUUUUUCAUCUCGAUAUCAGUAUCAACAACUUUCAAUUCAAUGAUGCAAAUUCGGACGUUUUUUCUCAUGCCCCACAUUUGCAAGAGCUGUACAUGUCCGACAACCAUCUAGAUAAGUUCGACGAUUCCGCACUGGAAAAGUUAUUUAGAAACCUUACAAAACUGAGAAAACUCAUCAUUAGCCAGACACGAUUGACUCAUCUUCCACCCAAAUUGUUUGAGACCAAACCGUUCCUCCGUGAGCUACAACUUGGGUCAAACCAGUUGUCGUCGUUGGAUCCAGUCGUUUUUCAAUCUCUGUUUUCAUUGCAAAUGCUAUAUUUGGAAAAUAACCUAAUUCGUACCAUAUACGAGUCAUCGUUGCCACCGUUCGUUUGGAAAAACCUUACAAAAAUUAGCCUUGCAGAAAAUCUUUUUUCUUGCACGUGCGAUAAUUUUUGGUUCCGUACUUGGAUGGACACAACCCAAACAACGAUUGUGGCCCUUCAUCAACGUAACUCAUACCGUUGUUAUGAGCCAAAGGAAUUAGCUAAAUCUCCGUUUCUAGAUUGGCAUCCAACCAAAGCCCAGUGCACGCCGCUGCCAGCAUGGGUCAUAGCCAGCGCCACCGGAGUCUCUGCAAUGUUAUUUCUGGCACUCGUGAUAGUGGUGUCCCACCGUUAUCGAUGGUACAUACGCUACUGGUGCUUUACACUGCGUUCACGUUACAAACGCCUCGAACCGUUUGAAAAUAACGGUACCUUCGUAUUCGACGCAUUUGUGUCCUACAACUCCUACGAUCGCCAUUGGGUUAUACAAAGACUUCUCCCGAAAUUGGAACAUGACGCUGGUUUCAAACUUUGUCUUCACGACAGAGAUUUCAUCGUAGGCCAUGACAUCUUGGAUAACAUCGUGGACGCUUUAGAGGUCAGUAGAAAGACGAUUCUCGUGUUGUCCAACAACUUUGCUCAGAGUCAAUGGUGCCAAUUGGAAAUGACGAUGGCUCAUCACAAGCUAUUUGAUGAGAACAAGGAUAUCCUGGUCUUGAUAUUGCUCGAGGACAUUAAACCUGAGAACCUCAGCAACAGACUGACCCUGUUGCUAAGGAAGCAGACCUACAUAGAGUGGCCUCGCGAGGAAGAAGGUCAAGACCUCUUCUGGGAAAGAGUGAAGGCAGCUCUCCAAA
Molecule: messenger RNA, 2271 nt
Organism: Lingula anatina
Lineage: Eukaryota; Metazoa; Brachiopoda; Lingulata; Lingulida; Lingulidae
Product: toll-like receptor 2
Biological process (GO): signal transduction; inflammatory response
Cellular component (GO): plasma membrane
Molecular function (GO): protein binding; signaling receptor activity
Source: RefSeq, a predicted model, not a curated record